Messenger RNA from Drosophila willistoni, 1804 nucleotides. Its product is annotated as GTP-binding protein Di-Ras2. Gene Ontology annotation, molecular function: GTPase activity; GTP binding. The transcript has 7 exons. The record is from RefSeq and is a predicted model, not a curated record. NCBI's taxonomy places the organism in Eukaryota, Metazoa, Arthropoda, Insecta, Diptera, Drosophilidae. The coding region runs from base 735 to 1562 and encodes 275 amino acids.
GCAACGCGCGCGCAAUCAGCAUUAAACGGAAACCAAAAAGUAACGUAAAUCAAAAAAAAGCAGCCUCGUUUAAAAAUGGAGUGAAUAAUGGCAAUUUAGUUUGUUUUUGAAGCAAUAUUAAAACCAUUUGUAAUUCUUCUAGUGAUGUCUUUAGGUGUGUGUGUGUGUGUGUGCGUUUCAGUGUUUAAGUGUUCGGUUUGUGUGUGAACAUAAAUCAGAAAUUUAAUCAAUCUCUCUGGUGUGGACUCUUUUUUGUGUGUGUGCCGCUCUACUUUCAGGGUGAUUAAGUAUACGUCAGACCUCACCCUUCCUGUCUCUAUGUCAUCAAGUUUGGGUUGAACUGCUGAGCGGAAACCGGAAAUUCGGGCUUCACAUCAUUUAUGUAUUAUAUCUAACGGCCAGGAUGAUGAUGAUGAUAAUGAUGAUGUCAAGGGGAAAGAGAUGAAAGUGUUGCUAAUACAACAAAAUUGAAAACGGAAAUCAAACAAAUUUAUAAGUGCAUGUGCGUGUGUUUAUAAUGCCGAAAUAUAAGCAAAAACAAGCAACAAGAAAUAAAUCCCACAACAAUUCACCAUUGAGAGAGUAAACGACAAGAAAAAGUAGAAGAAGAAAAAAAAGAGAAAGAACAUACUAUAUACUCUAUAUAACAAUAGCCCCCAAGUCGAGCACUUUAUUUAACGACAAACGAUUUAGAAAAAACAGCAAAGCGGCAACAAAACAUUUACACUUGGAAAAUGGCUGACCUGGAACGCAUAAGACUCGUACUUUUGGGCGGGGCUGGUGUGGGCAAAAGUUCCAUUGUGAAACGUUUUCUAUUCAAAACCUACACGGACAAAUAUCGUGCCACUGUCGAGGAUCUUUACAAUCGCGAAUAUGACCUGGGCGGUGUCACACUAAAGGUGGACAUUUUGGACACAUCCGGUGAUAUGCAAUUCCCCGCCAUGCGACGCCUCUCCAUUGCCACGGCACAUGCCUUCAUGCUGGUAUAUGCGGCAACAUCGGCGCCAAGUUUUCAGUGUGUAAAGCAAUGCUUUGAGGAGAUACGUGAACAGCGUGGUGAUUUUCAGGACAUUCCCAUUGUCAUUGCUGGCAACAAAGCCGACUUAGCCACCACCCACAGAGAGGUCAAACAGGAAGAAGUGACUGAUUGGGUUUUCUGCGAACUGCCGCGUUUAAGGGCCAAAGUUUUAGAGUGCUCGGCCAAAGAGGACACCAAUGUUACAGAAUUGUUCAAGACCCUGCUAUCCCUCUCCCGUUUCCUGCCAGCCAGCAGUAGCAGCGGAAAUGGAGCCGCCGGCGAGGCAGCGCCCAGCGGUUUCAAGCGUCGCUCUUCGGCCUAUGUCAGUGCAUCGUCCAGUCGCAAUAAAAAUCGCAUGAACAGUCCUUCGGUUAGCUCGGGUAUGGGUGAUAAAAAGUCAUCCAGUUUGGUCGAUGCUGUCGAUGUGGCAAGCACAAGUGCUGAAGCUAAACUGAAGCCGCGUUCCAGAUCACUCAUACGCCGUGCAUCACGCAAGACCAAGCAGCAAAUCAACAAUGCAUCCGAUGAUUGCAAUUUGCAGUAAAAUUCCGUUUUUAUCCUGUUAGCUGUAAUUAUGUUUUCUAAUCAUAAUUAUUAUUAUCAACUAUAAUUACUAAAAUUACGAUUAUUAUUACAAUAAGCGAGAGUUAAUUAAUGUAUGUCUGUAUGUGUCCUUGUGUGUGUGUGUGUGUGUGUAAACAAAAACUGUUAUGCCAAUAAUGGCCAAGUUCAUAAACCACAAAACGUUGCUCAAAGGCACACAUAAACAAGAAAAGAAACAACAAA